Caenorhabditis remanei is the source of this 1086-nucleotide messenger RNA. RefSeq lists its product as uncharacterized. The record is from RefSeq and is a predicted model, not a curated record. Lineage: Eukaryota; Metazoa; Nematoda; Chromadorea; Rhabditida; Rhabditidae. The transcript has 2 exons. The coding region runs from base 1 to 1086 and encodes 361 amino acids. Gene Ontology annotation, molecular function: protein binding.
AUGGCCGGAUUCCUCCUCAUUUGUAUUUCCCCUCCUUCUACCGAGAUGAGGACUGCAUUUCCUCUUCUCCGUCUUCCGUACCUUGUACUUAUGCCUGUCUUGGAACAAAUGGAAAUUACGGAAAGAGUCUCAUUGUCCAUUCUCUCCAAACGAGUCAGAAUCUACGUGAAACUUCUCAAAAUGACAUGUGAGCAUAUCAAUGUAAUACUGAAGGAUGACAGAAUUGAGAUGAAAGUGUUUUUCGAAAACGGGGAAGAAUUGAGAGUGCUACAGUAUAUCGAUGAAACUCAACGAAGCAAUUUCAUAUAUCGACAUGAACAUGAAAUGGUUUUUUCAUGGUGCCCCGGUAGCCGACUUCCAGUAGACUAUGCGGUUUCAAUUAUGGACGUCACUCACUGCAAAUCGAUCAAUCAGUUCAUCAUCGCUGAAAUUUUUGAACACGAUUGUAUCCCAAUUGUCACAAAACUUCCGAAAAUUGAUGAAGUCGUUGUCGAACACAUUUGGCAUCCUAAAUUUCUGACUUAUGAAGCGUUACGUCAUAAAGAAAGAAUACUUCUCAGAGUUCUGAAAACUGUUUUACCAGUAUCUUCUGCAGUUCAAGUUAAUUAUCCUUUCCAAAUCCUCCAAAACCUUAAUUACCUCCGAGAAAUUUUCAAAGAGAUCUUUGACGCCGUGUCUUUGAAAAACUAUUGGGGUAGAACCAUGCCAAAUUGCGACAUGAGAUUUUCUCUUAAUGAUUUGAGAAUGACAAACGUUAAGUCAAUCGAGUUUCUUAACCCAGCCUUUGAAGUAGAAGACCUAAACGGCUAUUUCAAGUUGUGGAUGAAGAAGAAAUGUAAUGAUCGUCUGGAAUACUUGGAAGUAAGAAGCUUGAAUACCAGUAUGGAUCUCCUCUUGAAAGGACUCAACGCUGUUCCAGUUCCCAUUGAGACCAAGAGAGAAUUCCGGUUUUUGGGUAAUGUAAAACAGUUUUCUUUUGAGGAGACUACCGCCGAAUUUGAUAUAACAAGAGCCGACGGGAGACAAGCUACAAUCAGAAUCGGAACAUGGAACGGUUUGUUUCUACGUUUGGCCAGAAUCUACUAA